CACCAGAUAGCAGCGCCCCCUGCUGGCUAACUUCGGUAAAACAUCUGACUGCGAAGACAUCCCGCCUGCCUCUAAAAAUCGCAGAUGAGCUGCAGCGGCGGCGGCGGCGUGAGAUAGCGGCGUCCUCCUCCACCGGGUGACGGACCGACUGACCGCCCGCUCGGUGGAAACGUAAUGGACGUGCGGACCGGGAGCGGAGCAGAGAGCCGCAGUCCCCAGAUGGCGGAGUGAGUGAGGAUGCGACUCCCUAGUUCCAUCUUUGUGUCGGUGUCUCUGUUCACGGCCGAGACCACGGCGGCGCUCUACCUCAGCUCCACGUACCGCUCAGCUGGAGACCAGAUCUGGCAGGGGCUCACGCUCCUCUUCACGCUCGUACCGUCCGUUCUCGUGCAGCUGACCCUCACCUUCAUCCACCGGGACCUGAGCAGAGACAGACCGCUCAUUCUGCUGCUGCACAUCCUGCAGCUCGGACCCAUCGUCAGGUGCCUGGAGGCAUUCUGUAUUUAUGGCAGCGUGGGCAGCGGGGAGGAGCCUUAUGUCAGCAUCACCAGGAAGAAGCAGAUGCCUCGUGGGGGGCAGUCUGAGGAGGUGGAGCGGCAGGUGGGGCAGGCGGAGGGGAAACUGUUUACACACCGAGCAGCCUUCGCCCGCACCUCUGUCAUUCAGGCCUUCUUGGGAUCUGCCCCCCAGCUCACCCUGCAGCUCUACAUCUGUGUCCUGCAGCAGGGAGUCUCCAUCGGAAGAGGUACUCUGAUGGUGAUCUCCUUGCUGUCCAUUGUGUAUGGUGCUCUAAGAUGCAACAUCCUGGCCAUUAAGAUCAAAUAUGACGACUACGAAGUGGACGUUCGGCCCAUGGCUUAUCUGUGCAUCUUCCUGUGGAGAAGCUUUGAAAUCGCCACUCGUGUGGUGGUUCUGGUUCUGUUCAGCUCUGUGCUGCAGCUCUGGAUCCUGCCUGUAGUUCUACUUAAUUUCCUCAUCUUCUUCCUCUACCCCUGGAUCCUCUUCUGGCAGAGCCACUCGCCGUUCCCUGAGAAUAUAGAAAAGACUCUGACCAGAGUGGGGACCACAAUCGUGCUCUGCCUGCUCACUUUCCUCUACGCUGGCAUCAACAUGUUCUGCUGGUCAGCUGUGCAGGUGAAACUCAGCGACCCAGACCUCAUCAAUAAAUCCCAGAACUGGUAUCGCAUGGCUGUGUACUAUAUGUUGCGCUUUGUUGAGAACGCCUCACUGCUUCUGUUGUGGUACAUCUAUAAAACAGACUUCUACAAGUUCAUCUGCGCCCCGCUGCUUGUGCUGCAGCUGCUGGUUGCAUACGCCAUCGGCAUCUUCUUCAUGCUGGUCUUCUACCAGUUCUGUCACCCAUGUCGGAGGCUCUUCUCCGCCAGCAUGACACAGGGCCUGUGGAACUGCUCCUCUCUGCUCUGCCUCAUGUGCACCUCGUCUUCUCCUCAAAGAAGGCCGAUGGUGAAGUCUGUCCUGGCGCCUCAGAGCCCAGGCAUGCACAAAGAGCGGGCUAACGACGGAGAACACGACACAGCCAGUGAUACAACAGAGGACCUGCCGAAUGACACAACCUACGAUAUGCUCAAUGAUACAGUCUGUGACACUACUAAUGAAAUGGCCAGUAACAUAGGUGGUGGAAUCAAUGGUGACAUUAGCCAGAGUGUAUCCUGCAAUGCUAAAAGCAUCACAAAUGUUUGACGUGCCAUUAAGGGAAGUGACUCUGACAGUUAUCAUCUGUAACCUUUUAAGUGCCACAUGGAUCCCUCUGGAGUUGAGUUUACACUUUCAUAUAUCCAUCUCAACUCAUUUGUUUUCUGCCUAUGUCUCCUGCUCCUUCAUGAAAUGUGUCCUUAACUGGAGAUCUGGCUGCAAAUACGCAUCACGUUCAGACACACCACAGAGGUGGUGCUCGCUGUCAUCAUCAAUCACCCUAUGAAGCCCUUCAUUCUGCAGCCUUUAAAUCAAACACAUGGAUGCCACCACUACAUUGCGUAGUCUAGGAGACUGUUUCCACCUAAAUGCUGCAUUACUGAUCACCACGAGCUCUUGAAUUGAUUGUAUUUAGUAUAAAUCUUUGGCAUGGAGGUGUGCAUGUGUUGAGCCUCAAAUGAACUGCUUCUCUGCAAGGGUGGGGGUGGGGGUGGGAGGGGGAGGGGGAGGGGGGCGAAUCUGUUUUGUACAGGGUUUUUUUGAGACACCCCCCUCCCCUAGUUUAAUGGCUGCAAGUAAUCAGUUUUUUUACUCCUUGAUAAGAGCUUUAUCAUGAUUAUGCGCUGCUUCUGUGAUGUAUUUGUGCUUCAGUGAUGUUUAAUCACACAAUGUCAGAGCCCUCUAAGUCACACAACAUAUUACUGUAAAGCACACACAUCUCCCAGCGUCGUGUUUUUGCACGUUUACAGAAAGAAAAACAGGAUAAAAGUGGCUUUGAUCAACUGUCGAGGUGUGAAACGCUUUGUUGGUAUGUAUUUGCAUUUUUCUAACUCACUCUUGUCACGUCUGCAAGUCUGUGUCUCAUUUGUUAGAAUAUUUAACACCAAAAUCGAUUAUAUCUCACUGAAAAAUGUUUAAAAUUCAAAGUAUAUUUGCAUAUUUUCAACCUUUGAUGUGUGUGAGAGAAUGCCAGUGUUUGUUUUUUGCACUAACUCCUUUUUGCAAUGUAUCUGCAGAGGGAUGUGGACCCCAGCUAUCACAUAAAUCCUCCUAAUGUUUGUUUAAAAGAGUUGAAGAGCAACUUUUGAAGCCAAAAAAACAUUUUAAAAAAGUUGUACACAUCUAACAUUGUCAUACAAAGCAAAGUAAAAGGAAUUUAAGGGAUAGAAUCCUACAUGGAAAUUUAAAUAAAUUUAUAUUUAUAUGUGAAAA
Notolabrus celidotus (New Zealand spotty) is the source of this 2865-nucleotide messenger RNA. It is a transcript of the gene xk, whose product is annotated as X-linked Kx blood group (McLeod syndrome). Bases 238 to 1701 code for a protein of 487 amino acids. NCBI's taxonomy places the organism in Eukaryota, Metazoa, Chordata, Actinopteri, Labriformes, Labridae. Gene Ontology annotation, cellular component: membrane. The transcript is spliced from 3 exons. The record is from RefSeq and is a predicted model, not a curated record.